Rhipicephalus microplus (southern cattle tick) is the source of this 2786-nucleotide messenger RNA. RefSeq lists its product as uncharacterized. The record is from RefSeq and is a predicted model, not a curated record. Gene Ontology annotation, cellular component: extracellular region. Lineage: Eukaryota; Metazoa; Arthropoda; Arachnida; Ixodida; Ixodidae. Gene Ontology annotation, molecular function: chitin binding.
AAUAUAUAAGGAAGAUCCGGCCUUGCAAAUGGAGGUUCCUGUGCGUGUUCACUUUCCACAGCUCCGUGUUCUUCUUCAGCUCCGUGUUGCCGGUUGUGCUUCUUUCCUCCCCUUCACCGCCGCCACCGUUACAGCCGCUUGUGGCCCACUUCGCAACGCCAAAGGACUUUCUCCUCAGAACCUGCCCGGACGCAUCUUGGAGAAGGCUGUUACGCCGCCGUUGCCAUCUCGACGCACGCAGACAAUCUUCGCGCACCUCUCAAGCACCAUCCGUGAGGAUCCUCUUCGUAGCUGCCCCGCCACCACAAGGUUCCACUACAAUGCAUCGUAACCUGAUCGUCCUGGCUCUCAGCGCCACAGCUCUCUACCUGGUGUGCGGGAAGUCGCUUCACAGGUCGAAGCGAUGGGAAGAGUUUCCGGACGUCGAAUUCCACUUCGACUGCAGUGACAAGCCGAUCGGAUUCUACGCCGACAUGGAGUUCGACUGCAAGAUCUUCCACAUGUGCGACGCCUACGGCCGCCGCGUGCCGCACAUCUGCGCCAACGACACGGCCUUCAACCAGCGGUACCGGGUCUGCGACUGGGAGUACAACGUCAACUGCGCGGACUCUCCAAACUACUACUACCUCAACGACCUGACCUACGAGACGGAGCCGCCGACCAAUGCCAAGGCCUAGUCCGCCAGAUAGCUAAAUUCGAUUGUGCCCACGGUGUGAAGCUCGCCCUUUCCACUGCCACACUUCCAUCCCCCCCCCCCCCCUCGAAUGGAUACACAUUCCUUCCUCAGCCCUUUCUCACAGACCCGUUAACUUUCUAACCAGCCCGUCCCAUCCCAACUCAUUUUUCUGAACGAACACGUUCCCCGAAAAUGACACUCAGCACCCCCCCCCCCCUACCCAACCCCAUCACCAUUAUCCUCUAUAGUUAGGAUAGAUUUCUACCUUAAUCGGUCGUAAGCAGAUGUGCCAGCAUUGGGUAACUUCGGAUCAUCGGGGAUGACAUAUUGUUUUGGAGCGGAGAUCAAAUCCCAGAGCCGUCCCGGCAUAGUCGUUGAGAAAUCGGAGCUGUGUGACGCGGGCACUUGCAAGGAAGAAUCCGGAUCAUAGUCGCAAGAAAGGUUACAGAUGGUCAGAGGUCACUUCUUGCCCAGCAAAGUUAAAGAGCCGUGCCACCGUGUUCCGUCAAGUACACAAACUCUGGCUGGGCUCUUUAGGCGCCUGCCAUGCUCCAUUGCUUCGUCACGGGUAGCCGAUUGACGGCCAUUUUGAGCGUUUAUCAACAUCUCAGUAAGCUAGAACUCAUGAGAAUACACGAACGUACCCCGCAUCUACAAGCAGGAACGUCACGACAACCUUCCAACUUGCUUGCAGAAGACGUGGCACUGAUUCUUUUUCUUAUACGACCAACGUUGCAAGCUCAGACAACGACAACCAACGUAGCAGCUGUCGGGGCUGCGGUGACGCGAUGACAUCCGGUCAUCGUAUGACGUGAGUCUAGGUCAGCGAUAAUGGACUUACCCGCAUGUACCGGCCAACGGGAAACGCGCUUCCGAAGCGAACUCAUUUCCGGUAAAUGUCAGUCAGGCCUAAUUGCACGACUCACGCCGGUCUUCUGACCCGGCUAACUUCGAUCAAAGAGCUGCGUGGGUAGGCCGGGGUCUGGUGAUAUUGAGUGGCUGCGUUGUUGUUGCUGCAGCUAGGUGGCACUGAGAACCCUGUCGCCUCUCAAGUUAUCGCCAAUCUGCGUCACGAGUUAUUACUUAGCGAUGAGCAGGACAGGCUGUCUCGGACUCGCGUCGUAGCUUCGUCCGCAGGUAUAGACCAUUAAGAAAAGAGCACUCUGUCGUUACGCAGAACUCGACACAUGGGGCGCUGCAGUCGCAUGUUUGAGUAUCCCGUUCGUUAGCUUGGGAGUGAACCGGCGCAGAUUGCAGAUGUUUGAUUGUCGCUAAGGCAACAAUAACGCUGAACAAAAACUUUGUAAGUGAGUGUUACUUAUUCGGCCAUUGGGCAUGGAGCAGGUCUGACGGUAACCGACAGGAACGGCGCUUAUUUAAUUAUUGUGUAAAUCUCAUGAAGUGGUGCAAAUGCUUCACAAAAAUACAGCUACACCUUAUCACUGCACGACGUUUUUCCUGCUCCCAACCUUCCCUCAGCCCCACCAUUCCAUCCUCCCACGCAUUAUUAUUAGUUCUUGAGGAAAAAAAAAAAAACCCGGGGCCAGGAGUUGCUGUUUUGCUAAAAGCCCUUUAGAUGUACGUGCAGGAAUUAUGUCGUUUGGAAAACAGUUAACCGAAGCUUGCGGUGCUGGGUCUAGGCUAUAAAACUAGCCUUUCAAAAAAUCCGGAAGAAACAAAUAAUUAAGGAUAACGUCUUUAAGCGUGCCUUUCAUCUCAAUUCAUCAAGCGUUUUUAUUUGGUAAAAUUUAUUAUACACACGCACACACACAGACACUCACGCUCUGUGCUCCACACACACACAUGUAAACAUUUAAGUUAUAUGCUUUUAGUUCUGACUAUAAAAAAACCAUAGGGGUUAGUAAAUAUGAGAAAAUGACGGCCGCAGCUCAUGACGGUGUACAUAAGUGAUUCUGUGUGCCCAACGCACGCAAUGUUUACAUUGUUGCGUACUGUGUUAGACAAAGCAUCUAUCCGAGGAAGCUCAAAAAUAAAAAAAAGAUAAGUUUGUGUAGUUUCGUGUUUCACAAAAAAAAUGCAAAAUAAGAUGUCCAUUGUGUGUGUUUUAUGUAAUGUACAUAAGACAAUAAACCAAAUGUUAUUUGUACAA